Molecule: messenger RNA, 2203 nt
Organism: Oryza brachyantha (malo sina)
Lineage: Eukaryota; Viridiplantae; Streptophyta; Magnoliopsida; Poales; Poaceae
Product: BTB/POZ domain-containing protein At1g03010
Exons: 4
Coding region: 16-2019 (667 amino acids)
Source: RefSeq, a predicted model, not a curated record
AGAGAUUUGAGAGAGAUGGGCGUGGCGACGGUGACCGAGCUGAGGCAGAGUAUCUCCGGGAAGAGGGCGUUCCGGCCGAGCCUCACCACCCGGCACGCCAACGAAUGGCCGCCGACGGACGUCUCCAGCGACCUCACCGUCGAGGUCGGCACGUCCAGCUUCGCGCUGCACAAGCUGAUCGCGCAGUUCCCGCUGGUGUCCCGGAGCGGCAAGAUCCGGCGGGCGGUGGCGGAGGCGAAGGACGGCAGGCUGGCGCGGCUCAGCCUCCACGGCACGCCCGGGGGAGCGGUGGCGUUCGAGCUGGCGGCCAAGUUCUGCUACGGCGUCGGCGUCGACGUCACGGUCGGCAACGUCGCCAUGCUCCGGUGCGCCGCGCACUACCUGCAGAUGACGGAGGACUUCUCCGACAAGAACCUCGAGCUCCGCGCCGAGGCGUUCCUCCGCGACGCCGUGCUCCCCAGCAUCGCCAGCUCCGUCGCCGUGCUCCGCAGCUGCGAGGCGCUGCUCCCGGCGGCCGAGGACGUCAACCUCGUCCCCCGCCUUAUCGCCGCCAUCGCCAACAACGUGUGCAAGGAGCAGCUCACCUCGGGGCUGUCCAAGCUGGACCAGCUAAAGCCUCCGCCGGCGGUGUCCGCCGGCGUCGACCUCGACUCGCCGGGGGACUGGUGGGGCAAGUCGGUCGCCGGCCUCGGCCUCGACUUCUUCCAGCGGCUGCUCUCCGCCGUCAAGUCCAAGGGGCUCAAGCAGGAGACCGUCACCCGCAUCCUCAUCAACUACGCCCAGAACUCGCUGCACGGGCUCAUGGCGAGGGACAUCCAGGCCGCCGCCAAAUGCGGCGGCGACACAGACGCCAUCAAGAAGCAGCGCGCCGUCGUGGAGACCAUCGUCGGGCUGCUCCCGGCGCAGUCCAAGAAGAGCCCCGUGCCGAUGGCCUUCCUGUCGGGGCUCCUCAAGACGGCGAUGGCGGUGUCGGCGUCGAGCAUCUGCAGGGCCGACCUGGAGAAGCGGAUCGGGAUGCAGCUGGACCAGGCGAUCCUGGAGGACAUCCUCGUCGCGGCCGGGCCAGGCGCCGCAGCGGCGGCGGCGGCGGGGGCCGGGCAGCAGCACACGCUGUACGACACGGACGUGGUGGCGAGGAUCUUCGCGGUGUUCCUCAACCUCGACGACGACAGCAACGAGGAGGACGUCGGCGGCGCGUUCGACUACGACAGCCCGAGGUCGCCGAAGCAGAGCCUCCUGGUGAAAGCGUCCAAGCUGCUCGACAGCUACCUCGCCGAGAUCGCGCUCGACUCCAACCUCCUCCCCUCCAAGUUCAUCUCCCUCGCCGAGCUCCUCCCCGACCACGCCCGCCUCGUCACCGACGGCCUCUACCGCGCCGUCGACAUCUUCCUCAAGGUGCACCCGAACAUCAAGGAGGCGGAGAGGUACAGGAUGUGCAAGGCGAUCGACUGCCAGCGGCUGACGCCGGACGCGUGCAGCCACGCGGCGCAGAACGAGCGGCUGCCGGUGCAGAUGGCGGUGCAGGUGCUCUACUUCGAGCAGCUCCGCCUGCGGAGCGCGAUCCAAUCCUCCGCCGGCGGCGGCGGCGGGAGCAGCAGCGUCGGCGGGAGCCACGACGCGGCGCUCUUCUUCGGGUGCGCGGCCGCCGCCGCUGCCGCCACGGCUGGGUCGCACUGCGGCGGGAUGCGGUCGGGGAGCGGGGUCGGGAGCGGCGCCAUGUCGCCGCGCGACAACUACGCGUCGGUGCGGCGGGAGAACCGGGAGCUGAAGCUGGAGGUGGCGCGGAUGCGGAUGCGGCUGACGGACCUGGAGAAGGACCACGUGAGCAUGAAGCGCGAGCUGGUCCGCGUCAGCCCGGCGAACCGCCUCCUCCGGAGCUUCGCCCGCAGCCUCGGCCGCCUCAACGCGCUCUUCCGCAUGCGCCCCGCCGCCGAGCCUGGCCUGCACCAGCUCGGCGCCAAGGCCACCGCCGACGCCAAGGUCCUCUUCCAGCGCCGCCGCCGCCACUCCAUCUCCUGAGACCGCCCUCUCCUACCUCUCCGGUGUGCAUACGACACGACGACGACCACCUCGGUUUAUUGGAAUACGUUUUUUUGUUUGUUUUUAUGAUUUUUUUGUGGGAUUUUUGCAUGGGAUGACACGACAUUGACGACGCACAGGCAGCAUGGCUGUUGUUGUAUGGAUUAUGGACGGAUGAUUUCGA